This is a messenger RNA of Echinococcus granulosus, 843 nucleotides long. RefSeq lists its product as hypothetical. The record is from RefSeq and is a predicted model, not a curated record. The transcript has a single exon. The coding region runs from base 1 to 843 and encodes 280 amino acids. NCBI's taxonomy places the organism in Eukaryota, Metazoa, Platyhelminthes, Cestoda, Cyclophyllidea, Taeniidae.
AUGAUCUGCAAAGCGCACUCCUCAGCACAAUCCAGUCAAUCGGUCAAUCAGACAAUCCGUCAAUCAAGCACUCGGUCAGCCAAUCAGUCAGUAAUUCAACUGGACAACCAGUGUGGCAGUGAGCAUGUAAGUGGAUCAGGUAGUCGGUCGACAUCCAAUGCGAAGACGAUGCGUCUUCACGAUGUACGUGGAAGGAGUCAAAAGGACGAAAAUGAUGACGAUGGAGAGGAAAGAAGGCAAAGAAGGCCAACACCGGAGUGUGAGUAUUCAAUGCUUACCGGUGCCUGUUUAUGUGCAUGUCGCAUCCAGUCGAACGGUGGGCCCCACCACGUUUCCUCACCACUUAUUCCUAUGCCUCACUCGACUUUACGCCCCACUCCAUUCACCAUCACAUCUCACCUCACCUCACUUCACUCCACCACUUCACCCUACUUCACCUCCUCAACUCUUACCAACUUCCUCACCUUCCAGAAGAGAGCAUCUUUCCCACUCCCACUGCGAUACAUUCAUCCUCCGAUUGUCCUCGCAUCAACAAUGCACGAUGAUCCCUCCAUAAUAAUGCACCACCACAUUCAAGUGACUCACUUCAACAUUGCUGCACAUCGCCCUGUUCCACCACUGACAGAACCCACUCCACUACCAUGGAAUCCACUUCAGUUCACGUGUGGCGAGGACCAAGCUGCAUUCCAAUCAGACUCUAGUCUAACCCAAUUGGCAAGGUGGGCAAGUCGCGAUCACUCCACCUCCCUCCAUCCGGCCUUGCAUGACAUGCAAUGGUGGGCUCCGAUUAACCAGACAACAGUACCGACCACAGACAAAGCCACCGUGCCAAUGCACUACUGA